CUCCAGCAGCCUUAAGAGCACUCGAAGCUAUUCCUGGAGUCUGUCGAGUCGGGACUCCAGCGAGUCUGGGUGAUCUUGGAACUCCGGGAACUCCGACCCGGGCGUCCUUUUAGGGCAGGCUACAGGUCCUUGGCCUUGGCGCACGGUGCCACCGCCGCGAGCCCACCCCAACCCCGGGCCCGGGGAGCGCACGAGCAGGAGGCCGGGAGCUUGGAGCGGGAGGAGCGGCCCGGGGCGGGCUGCCAGAGCGAGAGAGCGAGAGAGCGAGGCGGGGGCGGCGGGUGCAGAGCUGCGGGCGGCGGCGCCCGCGGGUCACUUGCAGGCCGGGCGGCGGGCGGCAGGAGGCGAGGUGGCGGGGCGCACCAUGCCCACGUUCGACCAGGUGCUGAGGAAGGCGGGCGAGUUCGGGCGCUUCCAGCGGCGCGUGUUCCUGCUGCUGUGCCUGACGGGUGUCACCUUCGCCUUCCUCUUUGUCGGCGUGGUCUUUCUGGGCAGCCAGCCAGACUACUAUUGGUGUCGCGGGCCGCGCGCCACGGCGCUGGCCGAGCGCUGCGCCUGGAGCCCGGAGGAGGAGUGGAACCUCACCACCCCGGAGCUCCGCGCCCUCGCUGAGCGCCGCGGCCAAGGCCACUGCCACCGCUACCUGCUGGAAGCCGCCAACACCAGCCACGAGCUCAGCUGCGACCCACUCGCUGCCUUCCCCAACCGCUCUGCCCCCCUGGUGUCCUGCAGCGGCGGCUGGCGCUAUGUGGAGACCCACUCCACCAUCGUCAGCCAGUUUGACCUUGUCUGUGUCAAUGCCUGGAUGCUGGACCUCACCCAAGCCGUCCUGAACCUUGGCUUCCUGGCUGGGGCAUUCACCUUGGGCUAUGCGGCAGACAGGUACGGCAGGAUAAUCAUUUACCUAAUAUCCUGUUUUGGCGUCGGCGUCACAGGAGUCGUGGUGGCAUUUGCACCAAAUUUUUCUGUGUUUGUGAUCUUCCGCUUCCUGCAAGGGGUUUUCGGGAAGGGGGCGUGGAUGACUUGCUUCGUGAUUGUGACAGAAAUAGUAGGUUCAAAACAGAGGAGGAUUGUGGGAAUAGUGAUCCAGAUGUUCUUCACCCUUGGAAUCAUCAUCCUCCCUGGGAUUGCCUACCUCACCCCCAGCUGGCAGGGCAUCCAGCUAGCCAUCUCACUUCCCAGCUUCCUCUUCCUCCUUUACUACUGGGUGGUCCCUGAGUCUCCCAGAUGGCUGAUCACUAGGAAGCAAGGAGAGAAAGCCUUGCAGAUCCUGAGGCACGUGGCUAAGUGCAACGGGAAACACCUCUCACCAAAUUACUCAGAGAUCACGGUUACAGAUGAAGAAGUUAGUAACCCAUCCUUUUUAGACCUUGUGAGAACCCCCCAAAUGAGGAAAUGCACACUGAUUCUCAUGUUUGCUUGGUUCACAAGUGCUGUGGUAUAUCAAGGCCUCGUCAUGCGCCUGGGGAUUAUCGGAGGGAACCUCUAUGUAGACUUCUUUAUCUCAGGGCUUGUGGAGCUGCCUGGAGCUAUCUUGAUCCUUCUGACCAUUGAGCGCCUUGGACGACGCCUUCCCUUUGCAGCAAGCAAUAUAGUGGCAGGAGUGUCCUGCCUGGCCACUGCGUUUUUACCAGAAGGGAUACCAUGGCUGAGGACCACAGUUGCUACCCUGGGAAGACUAGGGAUAACCAUGGCCUUUGAAAUUGUUUAUUUGGUAAAUUCAGAGUUGUACCCAACAACACUAAGGAACUUUGGGGUUUCUCUGUGCUCGGGCUUGUGUGACUUUGGGGGGAUCAUAGCCCCGUUUCUACUCUUUCGACUGGCUGCUGUGUGGCUAGAACUGCCUCUGAUCAUCUUUGGAAUCCUGGCAUCUAUCUGUGGUGGCCUCGUGAUGCUUUUGCCUGAAACCAAGGGCAUUGCCUUGCCGGAGACAGUGGACGAUGUAGAAAAGCUUGGCAGUUCACAGCUGCGUCAGUGUGGCAGGAAGAAGAAAACUCAGGUUUGCAGCUCUGACGUCUGAGGCCCCCCCGCCCCCCCAUCACCUGAAGGACAGGAGCCCUUGGAUGCCACCUGCACCCAGAAGCUGAGCCUGGUAGGAAUAUGCCUUGCAGCGUGCUUCAGCUCCUCUAGGUGGCUCCCUCCCAAAGACCCUUGAAGACUCCAGAGUAUUUUGUAUGGCGUAAGAUGAAGAUUUAUCAUGCUACCCAAGCUUUGGAAGCAUAUGACCUUUGACCUAUUUAGCAAAGAGCCCAUAGGUACACAGAUUCUACCCAGGGAGCAACGCCUGUGACCCACUAUGCUAAGGAAAGAUGAGAGAGGCUCAGCCAGUUCUCCAGCUCUCAGGACAGCCCCACCAGGAGGCGCGAUGAACAGACCAAGACUAGCUGGCCUGAUCAGGACAGAAGCGUUCUGGAGCGUCUGAGAACCGCUAUUUCUGCUUCCCCUGAACUUUACAGAGGCGACAAGCCUGGCAUCCCUCCCCUCCUGUCCCCUGCAGCCUCUGAGGUCCCAGGCCCCAGGCUAGGCACAGUUCCCUAAAUGAGAACAAAUCACAAAUCUGUAACACAUCCAAAGACUGGCUGUGAUUCUGAGGCCGCUGACGUUUCGUGCCCUCCCUCAAUGGAUCCCUGUAAUCACUGGUUGUUUAUUGUAUCCAUCCUUAAAAGAAUGAGCCCCCGCUUUGUAAGUGAUUUAGGAGAUACUAAUGAGAGAUCGGAGUUGUUUUUUUAAAUCAAGACUUUUCAAGCGUGAGACUCAGACACAAGCACAGUGUUUCACUAUGUGUGUGAUGAUGGUAAGACAAAUGUUUUAAGCCUUAAAGCAUGGGAGAACCAAUGUGAGUGUUCAAUUUCUCAACUGCCUUCCGGGGACUCCCUCACUGCCACAACCACCCCGCGUGUGCAGAGCUUCUGAUGUGUUUUCCUGUGCAUUUCUUUGCUGUAGCACUGCUCCCGGUCAUCCUGCUACUGCCUUUGGGUUGUAUUUCGCCUUGAAAGCUGCGUUUCAUAACAAUAAACAAUUUUUAAACUGUU
This is a messenger RNA of Meriones unguiculatus (Mongolian gerbil), 3032 nucleotides long. It is a transcript of the gene Slc22a3, whose product is annotated as solute carrier family 22 member 3. The record is from RefSeq and is a predicted model, not a curated record. NCBI's taxonomy places the organism in Eukaryota, Metazoa, Chordata, Mammalia, Rodentia, Muridae. Gene Ontology annotation, cellular component: membrane. Gene Ontology annotation, molecular function: transmembrane transporter activity. Gene Ontology annotation, biological process: transmembrane transport. The transcript has 11 exons. The coding region runs from base 365 to 2020 and encodes 551 amino acids.